Molecule: messenger RNA, 468 nt
Organism: Pseudogymnoascus destructans
Lineage: Eukaryota; Fungi; Ascomycota; Leotiomycetes; Thelebolales; Thelebolaceae
Exons: 3
Coding region: 1-468 (155 amino acids)
Source: RefSeq, a predicted model, not a curated record
AUGAGCACUUCAUCCAGCUCACAGUCGUCCACGACGGCCGUCGGCACCCCCAGAGCCUACCACCGCUCCUCACCCUCGCUUACGCCAGAGCUGGCCUACAAGGUCGCCGCCUGGCUCGAGACACAACCACCCGUGUCUACCUACCGGCCCAUGGCGUCGAUAGACGCGGUGAGAAAGCAUCCUCCUCCUCCUCCUCGUCGUCAUGCAAGAAAAGUGUCCACUGGAUACCCGACGUCAUUGACAACGAGAAAAAGCCUCGUCGUCGCCGCAGCAGCAACCGGUCGAGGCGCACGCUCCGCCGCCGACGCCACGGUUCCAUCGUCUGCCGACACCGGACUCUUCGGAGUUGAGUGCGAGGAGUUCUGCUACUGCUGCAAAGAGAUUGUCGGGAGUAAGAUGGAAGUCCAAAUGGCUGCUGCCAAGUUUCAUAUUGUGUCUGUCAAGCAGAAGACGCGUAGCAGACAUUGA